AUGGGUGAAGAGCAGGGUCACAUUGACAGCUGCAUGCUGCACUCCCAAAGUGACAGUUCCACGCUGCGCUCUCUCAGCAUUUCUGUGGAUGAACAGAAUGUCAUUCCAGGAGCUUUAAGACUCAUCCAUGAACUAAGACCUGACUGGAACCCCCAGGAUGUGCAGACAAAGGUACAGUGA
This is a messenger RNA of Pelobates cultripes (western spadefoot toad), 180 nucleotides long. The record is from the annotation of a GenBank genome assembly. NCBI's taxonomy places the organism in Eukaryota, Metazoa, Chordata, Amphibia, Anura, Pelobatidae.